Molecule: messenger RNA, 1376 nt
Organism: Theobroma cacao (cacao)
Lineage: Eukaryota; Viridiplantae; Streptophyta; Magnoliopsida; Malvales; Malvaceae
Product: homoarginine-6-hydroxylase 2-ODD-C23-like
Source: RefSeq, a predicted model, not a curated record
UAAAGCCGAAAAAUGAUAUCAGCAUCCUCGUCUUUCUAUGUACCAAAUUGAUAUAAAAAUAAAAUUUUAAUUCACAAUAAUAUCAUCGAAUCUUUGCCAAAAUUAUUCAUCGCUCUUUGUGAAGUCAGUUUUGGGUUUUUGUCGUACCUUGAAACUGAGUGAAACUGUGAGAGACAGACAGACAAAGAUAGAGAGAAGAAGUGAAGAACAGAACAUCAUCAACUCCAUCCAUGGCCACCGACUUCAAAUCCAUCCCAAUUAUUGAUAUUGCUCCUCUGUUGGCCAAGUGGGAUGAUCCAAAAAUGGCUCAAGACCCUGGUGUAUGUGAAGUUGUUAAGCAAUUGGAUCAGGCUUGCAGAGAGGCUGGGUUCUUCUAUGUGAAGGGCCAUGGUAUCCCUGAGACUUUGGUGAAAGAGGUUAGAAAUAUAACACACAAAUUCUUUGAUCUCCCAUAUGAAGAAAAACUCAAGAUCAAGAUGACUGCAGCUGCUGGAUACAGGGGAUACCAGAGAGUAGGAGAAAACAUAACCAAAGGCGUGCCUGAUAUGCAUGAAGCUAUUGAUUGCUAUAAAGAACUAAAACAAGGGAUGUAUGGAGCUCUUGGCAAACCCAUGGAAGGAUGCAAUCAAUGGCCACAUAAUCCUCCAAACUUCAAAGAACUGAUGGAGAGUUACAUCAGCCUCUGCACAGACCUUUCAAGAAAAAUUAUGCGAGGAAUCGCUUUAGCAUUGGGUGGAUUACCGGAUGAAUUUGAAGGUGAAAGAGGUGGAGAUGCGUUUUGGGUGAUGCGUCUUAUUGGUUACCCAGGGGUAUCAACAGCAAAUGGAAAAUGCUCGCCAGAGAAUGACAUUGGAUGCGGAGCACACACUGACUAUGGUUUAUUAACAUUGGUUAAUCAAGAUGAAGAUAUUACUGCACUUCAGGUGAGAAACCUAUCUGGUGAGUGGAUCUCGGCUCCUCCAAUUCCCGGAACGUUUGUCUGUAACAUCGGAGAUAUGUUGAAGAUACUGUCCAAUGGUUUAUACGAGUCAACUCUACAUCAAGUCAUCAACAGUUCCCUGACAUACCGAGUCUGCAUUGCCUUUUUUUAUGAGCCGAAUUAUGAUGCAGCAGUGGAGCCUUUGGAAGUCUGUGUACAGAGGAGUGGCGGAACUCGGAAGUUUGAAAAAGCUGUUUAUGGAGAGCAUUUAGUUAGCAAAGUUCAAACAAACUUUGUAAUGUAGUAGGAGGUUUGGUUUUUCGGUCCAAACUUUUCAUAGUCUCACUGUACAUUGACUAAGAUUUGUUUCAAGUUGCAUUGAUGAAGUUUGAGAUGAAAAUGAUUCUUCAAACUGUUCAGAGUCGAUUGAGGAAAUAAAUAAUAUGCCUUUCAACCA